Corylus avellana is the source of this 1687-nucleotide messenger RNA. The record is from RefSeq and is a predicted model, not a curated record. NCBI's taxonomy places the organism in Eukaryota, Viridiplantae, Streptophyta, Magnoliopsida, Fagales, Betulaceae.
UGUUUCAGUCAAUCAUCUCUUGCUGCCAUGAGAAACCUCUCCAUGCUCACCCGUAUCUUCUUAUUCUGCCUUCUUUCUCAUCAUAUCUAUGUAGUCUCUACUUCCACACCUCGUUACACCGAUGCUGAUAAUAUUGCCAUCAACUGUGGCACUCGUGACAACUCAACGGCUAUGGAUAAGCGCCAGUGGAUCGGAGACAUACACUCCAAAUUCACUCCCAUUGAAGAAGGUGAUCCCAAAUCUAAUGCCUCUACACCCCAAAUCCAAGACAGCUCGGUAAACACUGUCCCCUACAUGACUGCGCGUUUAUCUUAUUCACAAUUCAUGUACGAAUUUCGUGUAACCCCUGGCCCCAAAUUCGUUCGGUUCUACUUUUACCCGGUUUCUUACUCGGGUUUUGAAGGGUCUCAGGACUUCUUCACUGUCAAAGCCAAUUCCUUCACCUUACUAAGCAACUUCAGUGCUUCCAUCAAUAUCCAUGCUGAUUCCUUGAAAGAAGAUAAAACUCUUUCUAAGGAGUUCUGCAUCAACGUGGAAAAAGAUCAAAUAUUGAAUUUAACACUCAUCCCAUCUCCAUCAACUUCUAGUAAGUUCUAUGCCUUUAUUAAUGGAAUUGAGAUUGUCUCCAUGCCAAAAAAACUCUACUAUGACCCAGAAGGUCCAGGAGUCCCUUACGUUGGCCAAAAUUAUCACUUCUCCAUAAACUACGAGAUGGCACUCGAGAAGUUUUUUCGAUUAAACGUGGGCGGGGGCUUCAUAUCGGCGGUGGAUGACACUGGGAUGUUUAGAGAAUGGUCCCAGCAGGACGAUGAUUAUUGGUUGGGUGAUGGCGUAAUCCCUCGUGUGCCAUCUUUCACACCCAUAUACACACGUAUAUCAGAUUACACUGCACCAGAUGAUAUUUAUCGGAGUGCUGUGUCAAUGGGUCCAAACACAACCAAGAACUUGCGUUCUAAUUUGACGUUGAAAUUACCCGUUGAUCCAGGAUUCAAUUAUCUGGUGAGGCUCCAUUUUUGCGAAAUGGUGUUCCCAAUAACGAAACCCAGCCAAAGGGUAUUCCAAAUUGUUAUAGACAAUAUGAUAGCCGAGGAAUGGGCUGAUGUAAUUAUGUGGACCCAAAGGAAUGAGACGCCUCUGUACAAGGACUAUGUAGUACAGAUCCAAAACAAGCCUAAUCUCUUCAUUGCUCUACGCCCUAGAUUAUCUGCCUACGGCAUCGCCGAUGCCAUUUUAAACGGCGUGGAAGUGUUCAAAUUGAGCGACUAUGACAAAAACCUUGCAGGUCCCAAUUACCCUGAAAGUGUGCCCUCUCCACUGCUGGCUCAACAGCCUGCUUCUGCUUCAACAGCCAGCGAAUCCAAGACAAAGAAAACAAUAAUCGUUGCCAUGGGAAGUGGUGCAGGCUUCUUGGUUGUGCUUUGUUGCAUGCUUCUCUGGAAACUGAAGAAGACCAAGCGCUGCGCUUCUUACUAUCCACUAUCAAAGUGCAGGUGCUAGCCCGAGCCAGACAAAGGAAAGUCAACAAGAGCAAGCGCCUCGUCACGGCCGGAAGAACAAUGUCGCCACUUCUCCGAUUCAGGAGAAUCGGCAAUUAAAUUGAAAUAUAUUGCCGAGAAGAUGAACACAAGAAUGUGAAGAAUAAGAUGUAAUAUUUAAAAAAUAUUUUUAGAAUAAUUUAUUUUUUCUU